Molecule: messenger RNA, 861 nt
Organism: Ramularia collo-cygni
Lineage: Eukaryota; Fungi; Ascomycota; Dothideomycetes; Mycosphaerellales; Mycosphaerellaceae
Exons: 2
Coding region: 1-861 (286 amino acids)
Molecular function (GO): methyltransferase activity
Source: RefSeq, a predicted model, not a curated record
AUGGACUCGCAUGAACGGAGAACCUUUCAAGAUCCCACAGGACCAUACCAACUCCCAAACGAUGCCCCAGAACAUGACCGCCUAGACGCCCAGUCAGCCUCCAUAAUAGCCCUGAUGAACAACAAGCCCAUCCACGCUCCCCUCUCCUCUCCCAAGAAGAUCCUAGACAUAGGCUGCGGAACAGGCGCAAUGACCGUGAUUCUCGCAAAGCAAUUUCCCCAAGCCCAAGUCAUCGGCAUAGACAUUGCUCCCGUACCCGCAGACAGACACGGCCAGACGCCUUCCAACGUGACCUACAUCCAAGGAGACAUCCGCCAACUCAUCAACUCUCAAGAUCCAAACUUUCAAGCCGCCUCCUUCGACUUCAUCUUCGAACGACUAUUAAUCCUCGCCCUCACCGACUGGCCAGGCCACAUUUCCGCCAUCUCCAGUCUCUUGAAGCCGAACGGCUGGCUAGAGUGCCAAGAAUUCGAGUGGACAAUCUACGCAGCUUCGGGAGAGCGACCUAUGGAAUCUAUGGAAGCUUACGCAGCAGUUGUAGCGGACUCCGAAAAGAUUGGCCUGAACGUCAACAUUGGAAGAGAGUUGCCUGAAAUUUUCCGCUCAGGUGGUGGGUUCGGUGAGGUAAAGCAUGAGAUUUACGAGUGUGCUCCUCAUGAACGUGUCGAUAGGCCGGAACUCAUCGGGUUGGAGAGGCAGAUUCCUGAUCUGUGGAGGUUCAUGAUCGGGAAGAUUUGUAGCGGGAAACGAAGCGAGGAGGAUAUCGCCAAGUAUCAAAGGGAGUUUAAUGAGAUGUGGACGUCGAAGCUUGAUGGGACGGAAAGGCACAGAAUGCACGUGGUGAUUGGGCAGAAGAAGUGA